AUGAGUGAUAAUAUCGACGUUGGACUCCAAGCUUUAUUUGACACAGAACCAGAAUUUGAUAAACAAGUUCCACGGAAAGCAAUGGCAUCUCUUGACCCGAAAGAUUCUUUGGGUGGGGGUGGUUUUGGUAGGGCGAAAGUUAACGAUUAUGGCGGAUACACUCCAGAGGCCACGCCAGAGCCCAAUCCGUCUAAGACCAGUACAGAGACCGAACCAGAAAUCACGGUUACAAGAGUAGAUGAUGACGAUGAUGAUAUAGUUGAUCAUGACCCUGAAAUGAUUCAGCGAGCACAAGCAUUGCAAAGAGUGAGCUCUACCAAAAAUAAGAAGAAGAUACUAAACUUGCCGUCGGACUGGAGCUCGGCGAGUAUAUCCACACCAGAGGGCAAAGAGCAAGCUCUCGCUGCUUACCAAGCAACCAUCCUCCUCAUUCACCCUAAGCUCUAUAGAAAGACAUCCGAUCACGAAUUUCUAAAAGUGAACGGCGCCGCCCUUUCAUACGGUGUUCCUAUGGAAUAUUUAGACCUCAUCUCCAAUUGGGAUGGCCAGGGUCCACUUCCUCGGCCUGCAGGCAGCGGCUUUCCCACUCCAAACGGGACAAUUUUGAAGAUCCUUUACGAAGCAACGGACUACAUGCAGCCCUUGUGGCUAGACCCUAGCAACUUGACUGUUCUUCAGGCAUUGUCGAAACUCAAUGAGAGGAUUCAAGCACAAAAUGAAAAGGACGGCAAUACCCGUGAUAAUUGUAUCAUUGAUUGUGGGACAAUCGGCUCUGCUUACCUCAACGGAAAGCCCAUACGUGAUGCUCUCCUUCACGAUCUCAAUAACCUUUCCUUGAUGAUGCAAUGGAAAGAGUGGCAAGAUAAAAUGAAUAGCUUCACGAAUGAACGCAAAUACCCAAAUUGGACACCACCCACCCCAACUAAGGACGAACUAAACAACGUGAACGAGGCAGCGGCCCAAGCUGAAGCGCAAAUAUCAGCGCAAGCGGCAGCGGCAGCAGCCCAAGCCGAAGCGCAAAGACUAGCGGAAGAGGCAGCGGCUAGGAAAGCAGGUCAAACGCUCAAUGCUGGCGGAAGUAGUGAUACCCAAUAUCCCUGGAACACACUUGUCACUACAGAUGGGCGUCGAGUAAUCGCAGGGCGACAACACACGAAGUUAGGAGAAGAUCAAGGUAGAAGCACAUUGAUUGUCGCUUCCAAAUUAGGUCCAGAUCCAAUAUACGACUUGAUUUCGGGAACGUCAAUCAAGGCAGAAGAGGAAAUUAGGUUUUUCGCCAUGCUAGGUAUCAAGCGGUUAGCAGAACGAAGGAGCAACGGCGAGAAAGCAAAGACAUGGACGUGGAGGGACAAACCCAACUUCAUCAAGUUUCUUUGGUGUACGAAGGGGCGGCGCAUCAUGGCAACAUUUGGGAAAGGGACCAAGGCUGCUGACACUUUGUGCUGUAUAGAAAUGGCAAGCGGGAUAGAGAUUUGCACAAGAUCGGAUUUUGGUGAUAUCUUGGGGAAAGGCCGAGCGGACAAGGAGAUUACCGUGUACUGUGAAAGGUAA
Molecule: messenger RNA, 1551 nt
Organism: Mollisia scopiformis
Lineage: Eukaryota; Fungi; Ascomycota; Leotiomycetes; Helotiales; Mollisiaceae
Exons: 2
Coding region: 1-1551 (516 amino acids)
Source: RefSeq, a predicted model, not a curated record